Durusdinium trenchii is the source of this 3786-nucleotide messenger RNA. NCBI's taxonomy places the organism in Eukaryota, Dinophyceae, Suessiales, Symbiodiniaceae. The record is from the annotation of a GenBank genome assembly.
AGUCAUCCCAAGCUCAAGCGGCAGCCCACCAUGGCGCGUCGCGAGAGGAUUUUCCUUGAUGGCUUUACGGCGAUUCCUGAGCUGAACGGGGUGUACGUCCAGGGUGACCCAAAGGUCAUCAUAGGAGACCGCCCAGUGUAUUGGAAGGACAACCACUUCUUCCUUUACCACAACGCGCAGCUUCGCAGGUAUCACCUGUCGCCCCGACGGGAUGGCGACGGCACAGACCUUUUUGGUCAUGCUUAUCAGUUUCAACAGCGUGGCGUGGCUGUGUCAACUGACACGCCCACCGUGUGGAGAGAGGCACGGCCUGAUGGCAGCUGGAAAACCAUCCUCGUAAAGACACGCAUCGACUCAGGAGAUGGACGAUGGGCGCCUGUGGAGCCCCCACCAGAGCUUCUCCAUCAGUUUGCUGAAAGCGUGGCAGCGGCUAGAGCACGCCAGCAGGAGCAAGAGCUCCUUGCACAACAGCAAGCUGAGCAAAAGAGGCUCUUGGAAGCCGAACGGGACAAAGAGCGUGAGGCAGCACGACAGAAGACCUUUGCCGAGUGGCGAGAUCAUGGGCCGCCCCCAGUGAACGGCUUGAAGCCCAAGAUUGAGGAAGGAAAGGUCCGAAAGGAAACCUUGAAGCGAAAUAAGACAUCGGCCGAGAGCACAUCAGGAGGGAUCAAAUCCAGGCGCAUGUAUUUCAGCACUGAUCUGCAGACAGCACAGAAGAAGUACUUCCGUUGGAAGAGAAUGAUGAAGAGGAAGAACCUGCGGUGCCCCAAGAUUAGACGGAACACCUCGGAUCUGGCUGUCUUUAAGGAAUUGAUGAUCUCAAAAGUGUACCAGCCCUUCAAGGGCAGUGGGGUGUUGGAUUGCUUCGUUGCCAAAGCCGGCGAUUCCCUUCUGGACGUCGGGGGCAACGUAGGGUUAGCUUGCUGGAGUUACUGGCAUUUUAACCAGGUCCGCAAAGGAGAUUGCUACGAGCCGUCGAGAGGAUGCAAAAGUGGAAUCACGAAGAAUUUGAAGGCCUUGAAUUUGAAUGGCUGUGCCUUCCAGUACCAUGACUGCGGAGUGGGCACAGAAAACGCGGAAGCUCCCUUUGUGGACACCACCAACUGCAGCAGAGGUGGUAGCAGUCGAUCUUCAUUGGCUGAGUUCGCUCGAAGAAUGCGGAAGGGAGCCGACACAUACACUGUCCAGAUCAAGUGUUUCCAGGACAUUCUGCAAGACCACACGGUGGUAAAAAUGGACUGCGAAGGAUCCGAGUUGAAGAUUCUGGCCACCGAGUGGCAUUGGAACAAAGUGCGGCUGCUGGCGGUGGAGAUUUCUGUGAUCCUUCUUCGGAAAGAGCAUCCCGAUGGAAGUGGAUGGACGCAGUUCAACGCCAUCCUGCACUGCUUGCGCAGAGGCGGUUUUACGCUUGCCAAGCUUGACCCCCGCGUGUUCAAGGUCGAGUACUGGAAUCCAAGCACUAAAGAGAGGUCUUUUCAGAGUGAUGCAAUCUGUUGGUUUGCGAGGACAACGUUGCCAGAUCCCACGCCGCCGAACAUGACGCAGUACACCAAGUGGUGGGAUUUCGACCGCCUGAUGAAAGAGUCAUUGAAGGUUCUUAGUGCGAAGAGAAAGUGUGGUGUUUUGUGAGGAGAGCUUUGCGUCACCAUCUUCCUGGGAGUUGUUUUCUCAGGGUGGUUUUUGGAAUCCCGCUGCACGGUGACAAGUCUCAGUGUCAGGCAAGUUUGCGAUUCUGAUUGGCGUGAGUGUGCUCAGAAAGUGUUGAGAUCAUUCCAUGUGUGGCGCGGUGCAGAUCAUGUGCCAGACAUGUCAAGGUGUGGCAUAGUCAUUGUUGUGGCAGGCGCAGGUGAUUGUCGCUGUGGGGGUUGGCGUGUCAGCGGCUGCUCUUUCGAGGGGCUUGGAUUGCAAAACCGUUUGGCGGGACGGCGCGGAUUUUUGGGGCUGAUGAGGUGCCCCACUAAAAGCUCGCUGCUGAAGGAACAAGCAUUCGCUUUGGAAGCUUGACGCACCACGCGUGCCCUAGAAGAAUGUCUCACAAGAGUGUCCUGGGGCCUGGGGCUCGGCCAGGCCGCACGCGUGUAUGUUUGCAUUCGGAUUCGUCGGCGACGUUUUGUUUGUUUCCUUUUUCCUUGGGCCUGACUUUUGGUUGUUUCCCUUUCGCUCUUCCUUUUGCUUAUGUUUUUCUACACUUGGAAACAAGCAAGCUCUACGACUCAGAUAUUUUGAGCCGUGCUGGGUUGAGGAAACCAUCCACCCAAGCCUAAGCUCAACUGUUUUGCCACAGGAGUUGUUGAUUUCACAUUCAUGUACUGUGUUUUUUCUUGGCUCUGUCAUUAUCAUGCUUGUGUACUUCAUGUGUUUCGCAUCACAUUUUUGAGUGGCGCACCCACCCAGUUCAGUGAUGACAUGCAGGUUUCUCACGUUUCCCACGAAUGGUUUGUUUUUUCAGUUGUGUUUUUUUCCGCACGCCCAUCCACUUUGGCAACCCAAGUUCUUUGUGGCGACUCAUGGACCGAGUUCUUUUUCUGCAACAGCUGAAGUGAGAAAACACGCGGCCAUGCCAGAAGUUGAUCGCCCCGUGUUCAAAUCACGCCUUAAAUCGGCUGGCUUUGCAGAUUUUGCAAUGGUUUUGUUUGUUCUUCUUCAAGGUUGCCCUACCACCAGUUUCGUGCCCUCGAUGUUUCCGUGCUGGCGUGUCACUUCUUGAGUUUUGUUUGUUGCUUCGCGUGCAUUGGCCACUAUUUGCACGUUUGUUUUUCUCGUCCUCUCUACUUGGGUUCCUUGUUGUUCGCUGUGUUCUUGUCCAUUUCAGCAAAGCCUUCUCAAUGCCAAAUCGCCGACAUCUGGCGCUCAACUGUCUAGAUUUGGUUCUCCUUUCAGGUUUGUUGUGAGCUGACUUUAAGUUUGACGAUAUUUGGGGGACUUUGACAUUUUUCAGCGCAAGUUCUUCUUGCGUUGUUGCCACCACAUAAAGGCAGCGUAACUUGCUGGUUUAUCAAAUUCUUCGACGGAGAUCGGUUUUUCGCCUUUGCUUUUGCAGAGUUAUCGCAGUGAGUUUCCUUUUUCUUUCAAUUUCUUCGGUUUUCGACCCCUUGAAAACAGGAACCACAGCCAGAAAUCAAACAAUCAAGAGACGCUUGGAGACUCCUAGAACUGUUACUUGGGUUUUGGUUUUCCUUUAAAGAUUGUCCUUUUCCAACAAGUCGCUUGUUUGCCUUCAACACCAUGCAUUGUAGGUCCGGGACCACCAAAACCGAAAUGGCCAAGCCACUUUGAUCAAAGCAUGAGUUCAUCACAUCAUUGGAUGUAGCGUGUUCUUCAAUGCUUUUCCGUUCCUGCGGUUGGAUUCCAAAUCCCAGUGCGCGACUUGAUAGGCACAUCGGCUGGCGAAUGCUCAGACCCCGGAGCAUCACAGUGCGCCGAGGUGCUCUGCAAGCACGACUGGCGAAGCAGCAUGAAACAGCCUCAAGUGCAUUUUUGGAGGCAUGCGUGCCCCUUCCAUCCUCCAAGAGAUAGCCGGCGCCGCUUUUUCCACAAAAUGGAGUCGCCAAGAGUUUUUUGCGUUAGCUUGAAUGCUUCGCCCUGCUUCCAACGCUUUACAGGAGGCAGCGGCCCUUUUCAAUUCAGUGUGACCUUUCAGGUUCCUUGGAACGAUUAUUCCAAAGGUGAUGCUAAAGUUGGAAGUUCGCAUGGAGGUUUCAUUUUCAUUAGAAACUGAAAGGUUAUGCUACGUUAAAAAAUUAGUUUGUGACAUGGGGGUUCUGCUGUUGGUGUGGCUAACUCACA